GUUGUGGCCGUGCCGUGUGCGUCAACGUCAUACUCUCGCAGUUGUUGCAACUAGCCUCACCGACAAGAGAUGUCGAGCUCUCAAUCGGUCUCUGUCAAUAACUCAUUUGACCAUGAAGAUUCAAUGGAAGAAGAAGAACUGCCACAGCAAGUGGCAGAAGGUGGGGGUGGUGGUCCUAGUGAAGGACUUGGAGGUGAAGGAAGCUCUAUGCCUACACCAAUCACCCUAGAAAGUGCGGGGACAAUUCAAAAAAAGCGAACAAGAAAAGUAUUGAAUGAGAGGUCUGAUGUGUGGAAUGAUUUUACUAAGUCCCCAAAUCGAGAGACAUGUUCUUGCAAUCAUUGUGGGAUUAUAUACAAGUGCCACUCAUCGAGGAAUGGAACAUCCACACUUAAGCAACACUUGACGCGAUGCACGCAAGCCUAG
Molecule: messenger RNA, 426 nt
Organism: Tripterygium wilfordii
Lineage: Eukaryota; Viridiplantae; Streptophyta; Magnoliopsida; Celastrales; Celastraceae
Exons: 2
Coding region: 70-426 (118 amino acids)
Molecular function (GO): DNA binding
Source: RefSeq, a predicted model, not a curated record